AAUUUUGAACGACAAUUUAAAGACAGUGUCGGCUGUUGUCGCGCCUUAAGAGCCGCAACAUUCUAGUAGGGAGAGAGAGUUAUCAAUUACUGUUACUUCUCGGCAUCACUCUGUCAACUGACCCGAGUCAACUCAACAAAUCAUGACAGGUAACUUGAGAAGUGUGAUCGUCGCUGUUGAUGGCAGCGAGGAGAGCAUGGACGCCCUAAGAUGGGUGCUUGAUAACCUCAAGCUCAGAGCCCCUGCCCUCGAUUCCACCGACCCUCCCGGUUGCUUCACCAUCCUCCACGUCCAAUCUCCACCGUCCAUCGCUACCGGGCUCAAUCCCGGUGCCAUCCCAUUCGGUGGGCCCACAGAUUUGGAGGUACCUGCCUUUAGUGCUGCGAUUGAAGCUCACCAGAGGAAAAUUACAGAGGCGGUUUUGGAACAUGCUUUGAAGAUUUGCUCUGAAAAGAAUGUGAAUGUCAAAAGCCAAGUAGUGGUUGGGGAUCCAAAGGAAAAGAUUUGUGAAGUCGUUGAGAAAUUACAUGCUGAUUUGCUCGUGAUGGGCUCUCAUGCCUUUGGCCCUAUCAAGAGGAUGUUUUUGGGAAGCGUAAGCAACUAUUGUGCCAACCAUGCAGCAUGCCCAGUAAUUGUAGUUAAGGGAAAGGGUGCAACCUCUUAAGCAUAAGUAGGGUGAUACUGGUGAGUGAAUUCAUGUUUAAUGGAGUGCUAAUGUGAUGGAUAACCAGGAUUGUUGGGAUUUUGUGUGUCUGGGUUGUGGGCUUGUAGUUUGGUACCUGCUUUUGAGCUACGCAAUAUGCUUGCAUUUGUGUAUCAUAUGCAGUGGUUUUAAUGAGGAAAAUUUGGGUAUGAUGUCUUUCUUGUCUGUGUUGUUGUACAUGUAUGUAAAAAUGUCAGAUUUCAUCUUUUUGUAUUCAUUAAUUCAAUUCUGGUGACUAUUGUUGCUGUAAAAUUAGUUCAAGGUGGUCAUAAGCUUUCUGUGGCUAUGGGGGCUGCGGAGUGGUGGCUCUUCCCUGGUCUCUGUGUUCCUUCAUUUCUUUAACGCCGGAUGAGUUCCACUAUCAUGAUUAAACAUAGACAUUGUUUAUAGUGAACGCGUCAAGUCAUUCAAUAAAACUAUGUGUAUACAUUUUCAAAUA
This is a messenger RNA of Mangifera indica (mango), 1142 nucleotides long. Its product is annotated as universal stress protein PHOS34. Bases 143 to 664 code for a protein of 173 amino acids. The record is from RefSeq and is a predicted model, not a curated record. The transcript has 5 exons. NCBI's taxonomy places the organism in Eukaryota, Viridiplantae, Streptophyta, Magnoliopsida, Sapindales, Anacardiaceae.